Messenger RNA from Phlebotomus papatasi, 844 nucleotides. RefSeq lists its product as uncharacterized. The transcript is spliced from 4 exons. NCBI's taxonomy places the organism in Eukaryota, Metazoa, Arthropoda, Insecta, Diptera, Psychodidae. The record is from RefSeq and is a predicted model, not a curated record. Bases 103 to 783 code for a protein of 226 amino acids.
UUAAAAGGUGACUCGCGCGAUCAGAAGAGCCCACAGUUGCUCAUCAGUGUCUCAUUUGUGUUGAUCGUUUGGGAGGAAACAAGACAAAAUUCCACGUUGAAGAUGAUCAAGAGAAUUUUCAAAUCACUUCUCCUGGUGAUCUUCAUUCAAGUGAUCUGUGCUGAGAAAUCUAGUGGAAAGUCCGAAGAUGUCUGGAAGCAGGAUCUUAGUGAUGCCUUCCAGAUUAAUCCCUCAACUCACGGACUGGAAAAGGUGCAUUUGAGAUGUGGAUCUAAUGCAAUGGUUGUGGAAUUGGAGACUGAGAAGGAAUUCACGGGAGUGAUGUACACUCGAGGGAGUUUCUAUAAGCAAUCCGAGCCAUGCUUUGCUAAGCCACAGCCUGGCAGGAAUGCCAAGAAGCUCACUCUCAAGUUCCCCCUGGAUCAGUGUCAGACGGUUAAGGAUGGAGAGCUGUACAGCAAUGUGGUGAUCGUGCAACACGAGCCGGAUCUCGUGAUGCCCGGAGAUGCGGCAUUUGCCGUGGAAUGUGACUUCAGGAAAUCUCGCGAUCUCACCGUAAACGCCGAAAUGCAGACAAAAGACAGUGAAUUGGUGGCAAGUGGAUCGAGGAUCAGUCUGACCAGUCCUGAUCCAUCCUACAAACACGAUCGAGACAGUGUUGCCGACACCGUGUUCAAUCAAUCGCACCAAGUCACUUUCGUGCCAAAUCAAAUAAUCUCAGACGACGCCACGGAUGAGAAGAAAGUGCGAGGAACUGUUGAAUCAGUCAAGCUUGAGCUCUAAGUCAAGUCCAAACUCCAAAAAUAUGGGCCAUUUGAUCGUUUAAGAGACACCGCCUGGUAAG